Molecule: messenger RNA, 2169 nt
Organism: Eucalyptus grandis
Lineage: Eukaryota; Viridiplantae; Streptophyta; Magnoliopsida; Myrtales; Myrtaceae
Product: homeobox-leucine zipper protein ROC8
Exons: 10
Coding region: 1-2169 (722 amino acids)
Biological process (GO): regulation of DNA-templated transcription
Molecular function (GO): DNA-binding transcription factor activity, RNA polymerase II-specific; lipid binding; DNA binding
Source: RefSeq, a predicted model, not a curated record
AUGGCUGAUUCUGGAGGUAGUGGAGGUUCAGGUGAGGAGCAUGAGCAUAGGCAGGACUCUCACCCGAGUCCAAAUCCGAGCUCGAGCUCGAGGAAAGGGAAGGGGAAGUCGAAGACGUACCAUCGUCACACCCCACACCAGACACAGAGGCUUGAAGCAUUUUUCAAGGAAUUUCCGCACCCUGAUGAGAAUCAACGGCGUCAACUGAGCAGAGAACUCGGGCUUGACCCUAAACAGAUCAAGUUCUGGUUUCAGAACAAGAGGACUCAGAGAAAGACUCAAAAUGAACGAGCAGAUAACACAGCUCUUCGGGCUGAGAACGAGAGGAUACACUGCGAAAACCUUGCGAUCAUGGAGGCGCUCAAGAGCGUUAUUUGCCCAGCUUGUGGUGGUCCGCCCUUUGGCGAGGAAGAGAGGCAGCGUAAUUUGGAGAAACUCAAGAUGGAAAAUGUGCAAUUGAAAGAAGAGCAUGCGAAAGUAUCCAAAAUUCUCGCCAAAUAUAUCGGGAAACCGAUCUCGCAAAUUGAUUUGCUUAUGCCUGGCCCCAGAUCAUCUGCGGACGUGUCCACCGCCAGUGUCCCCAACCAAGGGUUUAGUGGUCACAACGUUGACUUCGUUGUGGCCCCUCCCAACCCUGCGCCUUGGAGCCAAUUAAAGGUUAUACCGGAAACAGAAAUGGCCGACACAUUGGAAAUUACUGCAUAUGCCAUGGAUGAGUUAAUCAGGAUUGUGCGGAUGAAAGAACCGUUGUGGAUAAAGUCUCCUCUAGACGGAAGAUACAUACUCCAUCGUGACACCUACGAGCAGAUAUUUUCUCGAAACUACCGUUUUAGGGGCUCUGGGGCUCGCCUGGAGACAUCCAAGGAAUCAGUUCUGGUGACGAUGGAACCAAGCAGGCUGGUUAACAUAUUCCUGGAUGUGCGCAAAUGGGCGGAUAUGUUCCAUACAAUUGUCACAAAAGCUUCUUCUAUCCCAGUUCUUGAAGAAGGAACACAACUUAAUCACAGAAUUUACUUGCAGCUGAUACAUGCACGAAUGCAUGUGCUUUCUCCGCUAGUGCCGGCUCGGGAAGUCUACUUUCUUCGCCGUUGCCAACAGAUUGAGCUAGGCAUGUGGGUGAUAGUGGAUGUGUCCUACAAUUACAUGACAGGUGAUGCGUGCCCUUACAAUACCUGGAGGCUUCCUUCUGGCUGCGUGAUUCAGGACAUGGGUAAUGGUUGCUCCAAGGUCACUUGGGUGGAACACGUAGAAGUGGACGACAAAAACCAAUCUCAUAAGCUUUUUAGGGAUCUAGUGUGUGGCGGCCUCACGUACGGAGCAGAAAGAUGGGCGAUUACGCUCCAAAGAAUGUGCGAGAGAUUUGCUUACUCCAUGCUGGAUGAUGCGCCAACGCACGAUGCUGUGGAAGUUGGUAUUACAACUUCACCGGUCAUUGUUGUUCCUGAAGGUCGGAGAAAUGUGAUGAAGCUUGCUCAUAGGAUGGUGAAGAAUUUCAGUGCGGGCUUGAGCAUGUCCGGCAAAUUAGAUUUCCCUCACCUGUCUGAGGUUAACAACAGUGGGGUCCGUGUCUGUGUACGAAAGAGCGAAGAACCAGGACAGCCCAGUGGCACGAUUGUUAGCGCGGCCACAUCCCUAUGGCUUCCUGUCGCACCUCAAGCGGUCUUCAAUUUCUUCAGAAACGAAAAUACUCGUGCUCAGUGGGAUGUACUCUGCAAUGGAAAUCCAGUCCAAGAGAUAGCACGCAUACCGAGUGGCACUCAUCAUGGAAACUCAAUCUCAAUUAUUCAGACUUCUCUGCAUGCCGAGAACAUGUUGAUGCUUCAAGAGAGUUGCAUAGACCCUUUGACGUGUAUGGUGGUUUAUGCCCCUAUCGAUUCAACAGCGAUGACCAUCGCGUUGAGCGGCGAGGACACUUCCACGGUGCAAAUUCUUCCAUCUGGCUUCACGAUCUCCAGCGAUGGCCGGGCCAAUCCAGGUUCAAAACCUUCGACCAGCACAAGCUCCAGCAAGCCAGCAGGUACACUUCUCACUGUGGCAUUCCAGAUAUUGGUUUCCAGCCACUCAGGACCAGAGCAGCUCAACGUGGAAUCCGUGGCGACCGUGAACACUCUCAUUAGUGCGACCGUUCAGAAAAUUAAGGCUGCUCUAAAUUGCUCUGCCCCGGAAUGA